AUGGGGACCGUGUCCGGAGCAGCCUUGGUCUUGGCCUGUUUAACUGUUGCUUUUGUGGCCUCUGAUGGAGGUUUCAAGACUUCAGGGCAGAGAGAGCUAGGGCCAGAGCCCCUGACCCACCCCCUCCAAGAAGUGGGCUAUGCUGCACCCCCUUCCCCACCUCUGACCAGAGCCCUCCCCCAGGGUCACCCAGACACCGCCCAGCAUAACCUUCACUUUGAGGGACAGAGUGAAGUGCAGCCCCCUCCCUCACAGGAGGCCAUCCCCCUCCAAGAGGAGCUGCUCCCUCCCCAGCUCCCUGUGGAAAAGAAAGGGGGUCCCCCUCUCCCUCAAGAAGCCGUCCCCCUCCAAGAGGAGCUGCCCCCUCCCCAGGUUCCUAUUGAACAGAAGGAAGAAAAGCCAGCUCCUUCGAUGGACCACAGCCCCCCAGAGCCCGAGUCCUGGAAUCCAGCACAGCACUGCCAACAGGGCCGACCCCGAGGUGGCUGGGGUCACCGGCUGGAUGGCUUCCCCCCUGGGCGGCCUUCCCUGGACAAUCUGGACCAGAUCUGCCUUCCUAGUCGUCAGCAUGUGGUGUACGGCCCUUGGAACCUGCCACAGACUGGCUUUUCCCACCUCAGCCGUCAGGGUGAGACCCUCAAUUUGCUGGAGACAGGAUAUUCUCGCUGCUGCCGCUGUCACAACCCCACGAACCGCUUGGAUUGUGCAGAACUCGUGUGGGAAGACGCAGUGACCCGGUUCUGUGAGGCCGAGUUUUCGGUCAAGACCCAACCCCAUGGGUGCUGCAAAAAGCAGGGGGAGGCUCGAUUAUCCUGCUUCCAGGAGGAAGCCCCCCGGCCACACUACCAGCUCCGGGCCUGCCCCAGCCACCAGCCUGGUAUUUCUUUGGGACCCGAGCUGCCCUUUCCCCCUGGGCUACCCACAGUGGAAAAUAUCAAGAACAUCUGCCACCUAAAACGCUUCCGCUCGGUGCCACGCAACCUCCCAGCCACGGACUCCAUCCAAAGGCAGCUGCAGGCCCUGACCCGGCUGGAGGCAGAGUUCCAGCGUUGCUGCCGGCAGGGGAACAACCACACCUGUACCUGGAAGGCCUGGGAGGAUACCCUCGAUGGGUACUGUGACCGGGAGCAGGCUAUAAAGACCCAUCACCACUCGUGUUGCCGCUACCCCCCUAGCCCCCUCCGCGAUGAAUGCUUCGCCCGUCGGGCUCCCUAUCCCAACUAUGACCGGGAUAUCUUGACCCUUGACCUCAGCCGAAUCACCCCCAACCUCAUGAAUCACCUCUGUGGAAACCAAAGAGUUCUCAGCAAGCACAAGCAGAUUCCUGGGCUGAUUCAGAAAGUAACUGCCCACUGCUGUGACCUGCCGUUGCCAGAACAGGCCUGCUGUGCUGAGGAGGAGAAAUCAGCCUUUAUCAAUGACCUGUGUGGUUCCCGACGUAACUUCUGGCGAGACUCUGCCUUCUGCUGUAAACUGAGUCCUGGGGAUGAACAGGUCAACUGCUUCAACACGAAUUAUCUGAGGAAUGUGGCUUUAGUGACUGGGGACACUAGGGAUGCCAAGGGCCCCAGGGAGCAGGGCCCAACUCAGGGAACAAACAGCAGCCCCACCUCUGAGCCCAAGGAAGAGUGA
This is a messenger RNA of Rangifer tarandus platyrhynchus (Svalbard reindeer), 1632 nucleotides long. The record is from the annotation of a GenBank genome assembly. NCBI's taxonomy places the organism in Eukaryota, Metazoa, Chordata, Mammalia, Artiodactyla, Cervidae.